Molecule: messenger RNA, 6398 nt
Organism: Apis cerana (Asiatic honeybee)
Lineage: Eukaryota; Metazoa; Arthropoda; Insecta; Hymenoptera; Apidae
Gene: Cdk12
Product: Cyclin-dependent kinase 12
Biological process (GO): protein phosphorylation; positive regulation of transcription elongation by RNA polymerase II
Cellular component (GO): cyclin/CDK positive transcription elongation factor complex; nucleus
Molecular function (GO): cyclin binding; RNA polymerase II CTD heptapeptide repeat kinase activity; ATP binding
Source: RefSeq, a predicted model, not a curated record
UAUUUGCUAUUUUCAUGUAAAAAUUUAAUAAUAAAUACAUUUAUAUUUAUAUAUAAGCAUAAUAAAUAAAUUUAGUUUAACCAAUUGUAUCAAGUAUAAUAAUAUUGAAGAUUAUCCGCAUUUUUAUCUACUUCAUGUUUAGUCGCAAGAGUGCAGCACUUAUCGCUUGUUACGUCAGACAAUAAUGACGUGCUAAUGGUUAAUGGCUUCUACUUACUUGAGCUACCUUUAUGAGAAAGCCAAAUACAAUCCAAAGAAAAUUCAUGAGAUAUGAUGCAUCGGCUAGUAAAACUAUAAAAAUAUGAUUGCCUGAACAUUUAAUUGUUACGAUAGCUAUUAAUCUUUAUCAAAUUUUACUCGUGGCCUACGAAAUAUGUGUUAAAACUGUUUACUGAGCAACGAACGUAACCAUUACAUCCAUCGCUACGUUGGACCAGCUCGAUGCGAAGAAACUCAACAUUUAGCGUGAUAUCACAAGAUUUAUAUUGCACGUGAGUACUGAUAUUAUUCAUUAACUUAUAAUUCUGUAAAAAAAUGAUAACUAAUUUUCUUUUAUGAAAAGUGGGCAACUCCCUUGCCACCCAGUCGUUAACAAUGGCGGCUAUGCUAACUCGGCCAAAAAAUUCUAUUUAACAAAAUAUUCUUCGAACGAACGAGUCAUAAGUUUAUAUUUGGUAGAUUUUUAUUUUUAUUUUAAAAAUAGGUAGGUGACAUGCCUAGCGGCCGUGAUAUUGAAAGAGCUGAACGUAAUGGAAGAUUUCGAUCACGUAGAAGAGGAAGUACUAGCAGUGAUAUAAAUCGACACGGUUUUGAAGCAUCUGAUAAAAAACACAGAAGGCAUGGAAAAAACAAAAGUUCUGGAAAAAAGAAAAAGAAGAGAUCAAGAGAUAAAUCCAUAGAGAAUGUGCCAACUGUUGCUUCUUCCAUUGUUAAACCUUUGGUUGAAUAUUCAGAUGUGAGUAGUGAAGAUUUAUCUGAACCAGAAGCUGGUGAAAUUCAGUCAGAAGAUAGUAGAGGUAAUAGCUAUACAGAUGGAGAAGUACCUGAACCAGUUUUACAAAGACGUUAUUAUGGAGGAAGCCCAGUACGUGCUCUUGGAGCAUCUCCUAUUAGUCUUUCACCAUCUCCACCAGUUCAACAUAGGCAUUCUAACAGACAUUAUUCACCAAAUGAGCAACAAUCUUCAACAAUGCAUGGUGGAACACCUGAAUAUGAAGAAGAGUCUAGACGAUAUGCAAGAAGAAAAGAAAAAAAGCAUAAACGAGAAAAGAAAAAGAAGAGAAGCAUCAGUCCUUCAUCUAGUUCUGGAAAAAAGAAAAAACGAAAGUCUAAAAGACAUUCUCGAAGUUUAAGUCCACAUCGUAUUACAGAUGAAAUUAUUAUAAGUCCAGAACAUGAAAAACCAGUUGGAAAUUGGUCAGAAUCACCACCUUUACCAUUAAAAGACAGUACUUCACCAAUAUCCCCUGCCACACCUCAAGAACAGAGGUGUUUAAGUGAUGUAGAACUUGAAAUAACAAGACAACCUCGAAAUGUAACUCCUCCACCACUUCCUCCAAGACCAACUGAAUCUCCCCAUACUCCUUUAUUACCUCCAAGAACAACAACACCAGAAAAUAGUAAAGCAAGUUUGUCCACAAUGAAACAUACUCCUGAAAGACAGAAGCAUAGUCCUAGUAUUCAUACACGACGUAGUAGUAUUAGUCCAGGGCCCACUAUUAGCUCAAGUCGUAGGAGACCUCAUAGUCCAAGCCCACCAUCACGUCGAAGGGACCAUAGCUUAACGAGAAGAAGAGAUUUCAGUCCAAGUCCAAUGGUGCAUAGACUCAGGCACAGUCCUAGUCCUACAAGACGAAGAGAAUUUAGUCCGAGUCCUGUAAGUCAUCGUCGUAGAGAUCCUGUUAGUUCUCCGUCUUCGAGUAAACGUAGACGACGAGAAGAAUCUGAACGACGACAUAGACAUCAUGAAAAAGAUAGAAGAGAUAAAAGGAAAUCGAGAUCAACUAGAAGUCCUACUGGAAGCAGAUUGCAUUUACCUCUUUCUCGUUCACGUUCGCGAAGUCCCGGACGAUGGCGAAAAGUACAAUCACGAUCUAGAUCACGUUCACGAAGAAGAAGUCGUACUCCGAAAAAAUCUCGUUCUCCUAGCAAAUCACAUAAAUCGGCAAGAAAACAUAAAUCAAAGAGUCCACGUCCUUCGAGAAUACCUUCUCCUUCUCCUCAUAGAUCCAGAGCAAGAAGUCCUUCAAGUAUUACAGCAAGAAAUCUUCGAGUACAAGCAAAGAUUAGUGAAACUAGUUUAUUUGCUGAACUUGUAAAAGAUAGAAAUAUGAGAGAAUUAGCAUAUAAAAAAUUACAAGCAGCUAAGGAAAAGGCUGUUACUCAAGAUGAAGUUCAAAUUAUAGAAGGCACUGACGAGAAAGAUGCUAGUAAUGCAUCUUCUGAAAAUAAACCUUCCACUGACAAUAAAGACAAAUAUAUAAAUCAUAAAGAACAAUUAAAGACAACAAGUGAAAAUAUGAAACCUGUUGAUCUUGUAGAUAUUCCUGUUCCAAUGUCGGAUGAUAAUGGAAUAGCAGGAAAAACUCCACCAUUACCAAUUACACAAACCGUUAAUGCACCAAGUGUAAUACAUGGAGCUAAUCAGCAUCCUCCAAUGAUUGUAUAUACUUCGCCUACAACUACAAAUGUUUGUCCAGUGACUGUUACAAGCAGUCCAAGUUUUCCAGCUGUUACAAAUUUGCAAGCACCACCAUUACCACAAUCUGAGACUGCAAAUGCAGCAGGUUUAGUAUCUAUGCCAGUGCCUAUUCCUGUACCAGUACCUGUUCUGCCUAAUUUAUCUGUUCCACCACCACCCAUACCUAUACCAGUUCCAGCACCAAAUACAGCUAUAUCUAAAUUUAAUCCUCCUAACAAUUUAGUUCCUCUUAAAUCAGUAGAUCCUCCUAAACCUCCUAUUGUGGCAUUUAAAACUAAAAGUUUAUCACGAUUACCACUACCACCUGGAAUUAAUCAAAAUGAUUUAGAAAGUAUAGACUCACCACCAAGUCGAUCUCCAAGUCCUCCUAGUAAGGCACAAAUGAAAUUCCCAGCUUCAACUCCGAAACCACCACAGAAGAAGAGUAUUAAAGACUUACCUAUGCCACCAGUUGUUCCUGGAUCAGAAGAUUUAAGUGGAGAAGAUGAUCCAAAUGCAACACCACCUCGUACGAAAGUUGAACAUGUCCCACCAAAACCGAAAUUAAAAAGACCAAAAAUUUUAAAGCGUAGAGGUUCUAGAAAUUGUCAUACUCCUAUGUCAACUUCGAGCGGUAAAGAUUGGGGAGAACGUUCUGUUGAUGUAUUUGAAUUCAUAACUCAAAUAGGAGAGGGUACUUAUGGACAAGUUUAUAAAGCUCGAGACAAACGAGCUGGUGUACUUGUUGCAUUGAAGAAAGUUCGUUUAGAAAACGAAAAAGAGGGAUUCCCUGUUACAGCAGUACGAGAAAUUAAAAUCUUACGUCAACUUAAUCAUAAAAAUAUUGUGAACUUGAGAGAAAUAGUUACGGAUAAACAAGAUGUAUUGGAUUUCAGAAAGGACAAGGGCUCAUUCUAUCUUGUAUUUGAAUACAUGGAUCACGAUUUAAUGGGUCUUUUAGAAUCUGGAAUGGUCGAUUUUAAUGAAAUGAACAAUGCAAGCAUUAUGAAACAGUUAUUAGAUGGAUUAAAUUACUGCCACAGUAAAAACUUUUUACACAGAGACAUCAAAUGUUCUAACAUAUUGAUGAAUAAUAAAGGGGAAGUUAAAUUAGCCGACUUUGGACUUGCGAGACUUUAUAAUGCUGAAGAUAGACAGCGACCUUAUACAAAUAAAGUGAUUACUUUAUGGUAUAGACCACCCGAAUUAUUGUUGGGUGAAGAACGUUAUGGUCCUGCAAUAGAUGUAUGGAGUUGUGGUUGUAUUCUAGGAGAAUUAUUUUCUAAAAAACCAUUAUUUCAUGCAAAUGUAGAAAUGAUGCAAUUGGAGAUGAUUUCCAGAGUCUGUGGAACUCCAACUCCUGCUGUUUGGCCUUCUGUGAUAAAACUGCCAUUAUGGCGUACUUUGAAACCAAAAAAAUCACAUAGAAGACGUUUACGAGAAGAUUUUUCAUUUAUGCCAGCGCCAGCUCUGGAUCUUUUAGAUAAAAUGUUGGAAUUAGAUCCAGAAAAACGAAUAACUGCUGCUGAUGCGCUUAAAAGUGCUUGGCUGAAAAAUGUUCAACCCGAGCAAAUGCCUGCGCCUCAACUUCCAACUUGGCAAGACUGUCAUGAGCUUUGGAGUAAGAAACGAAGACAUCAGUUACGAGAUCAACAAGAAAGCUCCGCUGGAAAGAUGCCUCUUCUUCCACUUCCAAAUAAAGGAGGUCCCCAUAAGGCUAUUGAAGAUCUAUCUGAUGUCGGGGGAUCUUCCAAACGUUUAAAAAUGGAAGCAGGUUACAAUUCUCAUCCAAAUCGUCUCAGUACGGAAUCCCACUAUGGAGGAGAUAAUUUGUUCAACCAAAGCAGACCUUAUAUGGUCUCAUCACCAUCAUAUUAUUACACUAGUCCUCCACCUGUUACACCACGACCCAAGGGAGAUACUAGACCUUAUAUGGUCUCAUCACCAUCAUAUUUUUAUGUUAGUCCACCACCUAUUACACCACGACCCAAAGGAGAUACUAGCUCUCAUAUGUCGGAAUUAUAUACGGAAGAUAGCCUUGUUCGAAGAUUAAGUUUACUCACAAAUGCAUUAAAUCAGGGAAAACCAAUUCGUGUUGAAGAUCUUAUGUCGCUUCGAUCAGAUAAUGAGAGUGAUCCAAAAGUAGUACAAUUAUUAGGAGAACUACAUGCUGAACUUCGACUUGCUGCAAAUUCAAGAUCAAGUGGACUAAUAGAAUCUCAGCUUCCUGUAUUAAAUCCACCACUUUUAGAUACAAAUGCAGCACAGUCAGGAAACUUUGAUGCACAUGCAGUUUAUGCUGGUGAUGAUGCAAUGAGUUCUGGAAGAUGGUCACAAGUGGCAACAGCUGGUGUUCGCAGUGCAUUAUUAGCGCUCAUGUCGCGCUAUGGUUUGGAAACUUGCAAUCCUUCCCCUGUUAUCACCCGACCCCCAGGUAAACCAAUAUCCAACCUAACACAGAACCUUUCCCUACCCUCAACUUCCUCUCAAUCAGCAUUCAGCUCAUAAUGAUUUGUAUAUAUAACUCUUUACAGCGUUCUAAACUAUGUUCUGUAUAAAGUUGGAAAAGGUCUAAAUUGCUAUUUUUUAAAUUAACUAGGCAUGGAAGUACAACUGCAUCCAAGUUGUUUAUAGACUACUCUCUGUUCAUAACUGUAAGUGCACAUUCGGUGUAUACUUGUAUAUAAUGGAUGUAUUAUUAAUACGUGACCAGUUACUUAAUAUAGUACUUGUAUCUUUAAUAAUAACAAUAUGCUCUUUAUAGUGCACACUUAUGCGAUAUAUGAAAUAAGAGCUUUAAAGUUUAUAUUAAAUUAAUAUUUAUCAUUUUAUCAUUUCUUCAUACAUAAAUUUCUUUUUUAUAUAAAAAACAUUUAAUUUAUGUGCAUACAUGAAACAUUCAAACAAGGUAUUUGAUUUAUGUAUAAAGAUACUUUUAUCUUUUUUGAAACAAAAAAAUUUGUUUUUAAAAUAUAUAGCGUUUAUUACAUAAUAAUUUAUGUUAGGUAAUAUUUUGUUAUAUAGAAUGAAUUCGUUAAGGAAAAAAAACAAAAAACAAAAAAAAACAAAAACAAAAAAAGAAAAAAAGGAGAAUGAAGGUAUUUUAAAAAAUUAAAAUUGGAUACGUUCGAAAUGUUUAUUUGCUGCAUAAGCCUUUUUUUAUAUACGAUGUUAAAUCCUUAUUUAAUAUAGAAAUAUUUACGGGAUGUGUAAUGUACAUAAUGUCGAGAUAUAAUAAAGAGAUAAAAGUACACGAUAGUAGGUUUUUUUUAGGACAGGUAAACUAGAAAGAGCAGAAACUAAUUUUUAAUAUAUUUUGAUAUAAAUAUAUAUUUACAAAGUAACGAUAUUAUGAAUAAAUCAUUUUUAUUUGGUUAAAUAUACUUACGAAAUUAUGUAAAAUGUUUUUUUCUACAAAAGAAUAAAAUUAUAGCUUUCGAAGCUCAAAUUAUUUUUGAACGUAAUAAAAACAGGAUAAAAAAAAAUUAACACAAGUUUCACGAACGUUUCAGAUUGAAGUGAUUCCAAGAAAAACACUGCGAAAAUGAGGUUAGGAAGUGUGCUUCUAUACCGGCAAGCUGUAUACAAUGUGUGACCAUAUCAUGGCGAUUUGUGCUGCGAUUUAAAAAGAAACUAUCGACACGCUGUAGAUUAUUCAGUGAAGUGAUCAGCAAUAUGACAUUGUGGGAAUGAAUAAUAAAUUAUUUGUUUUGUUGAA